GCCGCUGUGCUCAGAAACAUGGCGACCUACAGCAAUCUGUCAGCUCUGUUUCCCCUUCAGAGCCAGUUAGACUACGAGCUGGAGGACGUAGCUACGCCGGAGGAGAAGGAGAAGCUUGUCCUACAGUACUUAAGAAAACUGGAUGGAAAGGAAGAGCUGAGGGUUCCUGAUUUUGAGCCAGGACUCGAAUGGCUGAACACUGAGGGGCCUCUGUCUCUGCAAAAAGAGCUGGCAGGCAAAGUGGUGGUGCUGGACUUCUUCACCUACUGCUGCAUCAACUGCAUGCACCUACUGCCUGACUUGCACCAACUGGAGCAACUUCACACUGUUAAAGAUGGCCUGGUUGUUGUAGGUGUUCAUUCAGCGAAGUUCCCCAAUGAGAAGGCUCUACAGAAUGUGUGCAGUGCAGUGCUCAGGUACAGCAUCACCCACCCAGUGGUGAAUGACAGGGAUGCACGGCUAUGGCAGGAGUUGGAGGUGGCUUGUUGGCCCACCUUGGUGAUUUUGGGCCCCAGGAGAAACCUGCUCUUCUCUUUGGUGGGUGAAGGCCACCGAGAAAGCCUCUUACUCUUCACGGCUGCUGCUCUUAAGCACUAUAAAGAGCAGGGCCUGCUCCAAGACCAUGCUGUGGGAAUAAAACUCUACAGGGACUCCUUACCCCCAUCCAUUCUCUCCUUCCCUGGAAAGGUCGCAGUGGAUCCCAACAGCAAGACGCUGGCCAUUGCAGAUACAGGGCACCACAGGGUUCUGGUGGUUUCCAAUACUGGAAACGUCCUACACAGUGUAGGGGGAUCUAAAAGCGGAUGGAAGGAUGGAAGCUUGUCUGAGGCAUUGUUCAGCUCUCCUCAAGGAGUGUUCAUAAAGGGAGACACCGUGUUUGUGGCUGACACGGAGAACCAUUUGAUCAGGAAGAUUGACCUUUCAAAGGGAAGAGUCACCACUUUAGCUGGCAUUGGAGUACAAGGCACAGAUAAGGAGGGUGGGGCAAUGGGACCGCAGCAGCCAAUCAGCUCCCCCUGGGAUGUCAUCCUUGGCUCUGUAGGUGGUAUGGAGGAUAACGUGUUGUGGAUUGCCAUGGCGGGGACGCAUCAAAUCUGGGCUGUGUUCCUGGAAGAUGGGAAGCUGCCCAAGGGAAGUGAGUAUGGAAAAGGAACGUGUGUGCGUUUUGCAGGCAGUGGAAAUGAGGAGAACAGGAAUAAUGCAUACCCACAUAAGGCUGGCCUGGCUCAGCCCUCAGGUCUUGCCCUUGCCCCCAGCCAGCCAUGGAAUUGCCUUUUCAUCGCUGACAGUGAAAGCAGCACCAUCAGAAGUCUGUCGUUGAGCGAUGGGGCUGUCAAGCACGUGGUGGGAGGCGAGAGAGACCCUUUGAAUCUUUUCGCCUUUGGAGAUGUGGACGGUAAAGGUGUAGAUGCCAAGCUCCAGCAUCCAUUAGGAGUGGCCUGGGAUGCAAGCAGCAGCUUGUUGUAUGUGACCGACUCUUACAACCACAAGAUCAAAGUAGUGGACCCUAAGACUAAGCAGUGUAGGGUGCUGGCAGGCACUGGUGAAGCAAGCGAUGUGUUUGGCCCAGGCUUCACAGAAUCCAGCUUUAAUGAGCCUGGAGGCCUCUGUGUGGCCGAGGGGGGCAAGCUGCUGUAUGUAGCGGACACCAACAACCAUCACAUCAAAGUGCUGGACCUGGAGACAAAAAAAGUCUCCCUGUUUCCUAUUUCAGUGGAGGAAGUGGAUGCUCUUCGUGUCACUACAGCCUCUACUACUGCAGUCAGAAAGGUUCCCAAGCUGCCCAAGUCAGCCCCUGUGCUCAGUAAGACUGCACUGCCAGUGUCAGCAGGGCAGGACAUCAGUAUGAACCUCAGCCUGACGUUACCUGCUGGGACCAAACUGACCAAAGAGGCCCCCAGCUUCUGGAGUCUGUCUGCUGAAGGUAAUGAGUGGUUACUGGAAGGACAGGCUGUGACUGGUGACAUCGCCAAUCUAUCCCAGCCUCUCUCCAUCAUCUGCUCUGUCCCAGCUCAGCCUCAGUCCACAGACCCUGUGCUAACCCUCAGCGCCUGGGUCUAUUGCUGCCUCUCAGAAGGAGGAGCCUGCAUGAUGAAAGUGGUGUCCUUUACGCAGCCUCUGCUUAUUGGCUCUGAACGCAAGAGUGGCACUGUUGCUGUGAUGCUAACACACGCAUUCUAAAUCAAGCACUUGGGGUUUUUUUUUGUUUGUUUUUAUUAUUAUUAUUAUUGUGUAUUUAUUUUGCACAGCAUGUUGAUACAAAUACUGUAACGCAGAGGUUUCUAACCUUGGUGCUGAAGUCUUCCUGCCCUGUAUUUUUUAGUUUUGUCUUCAUUACUGUGUCCAGUCCAGCUAAGCAGCAAAAUAAUAUGGGAUGACUUAAAACAAGGAAUUCACUAAGGUUUGUAUGUCUUACAUAUAUAUGUGUGUGUGUGUGUGUGUGUGUGUAUAUAUAUGAAGCAAAUAAUUCAUUUUAUGUUACAUGCAUGUACAUUAGGGAUGCACCAGUACAGGAAUUUUGGGCCAUUUUUGUGCUCUGCUACUGUCGAUAUUGAUAUGAGAUGAGAUACGCAAAGGUUUGUGCACCCCUGGACAAAUGUACAUGUUUUGUUGAUUGAAGUAAAAAUAAGUUAACACACUUUGUUUUAUUGCAGUUACUUUUUUUCUGAAUUUAGCAUAUUGGAGAGAAUAUUUUUACAGCAACAAAAAAUAAACAGAAAUUGUGCAUUGCACAUUAGCAGAAAAAUGCUAUGUUUAAGGAUGGAUUUAGAGGCUGUUUUCACUUAUUUGUACUUAGAAAAUCAACAAAAUAUGUAAUUUGACCAGAGGUAUUCAAACUUUUGCAUAUUUGUAAAAUCCACCUGGAUUUCUCUCUUUCACCUAUGGACAUAUUUAGUGUGCCCUGUAAAAGCAGGACAUUUAGGUGACACUGGGCUAAAAUAUGUCCUCGUAAUGAUCAGUUUGAUACGUCAGCCAAAUCUAAACAUCUGCCUGUUGAUGACAUUUAUUUUAUCUGCAGAUACAUUGUAUGAUUCUGAUAUCCUUGUGCAUCCCUAGUAUACACAUUUAAGCCAUUGUGCAUAUGAAUUGACAGUUGUUGUACAGAGUGAUCCACUGAUCAUGUAUCAUGUCCACUGAUAAGAAUCUGAUAAUCGUGUCUUUGUGUAGUUUUAAAAAGAGCUAGAAAAUCCAGAACAAAGUGCCUUUUUCUGAGAAGUGCGUAUUCAAUUCAAUAUUACCUAGCUGCAUUGGCUCUGUUUGGCUGAAGGCUUUGUUGUAGUCAGGCAGUGACAUCAGUUUCUCCCACCUCAUAUCUGAUGUACCUUUAUCUUUUCAGUGAAGUCCAAACAGCAGAAGUACAUCUUUUACUUUAGUACAUCUUUUCAAAACCGGUUUGAACCGCAUUCGUAUUCUCACACAGUCGUUUUGGCAUAGACCGUACCGCACAUUUGAAAAUGUAAAGGAAGAAAACAAACCUCUUUAGAGCACUUCACUAUGCUAAUGAAAUGGAAGUAUGCAGCAAUGUAAUUAAUUCAGAAAAUGUGAGGAUAUGCUCAUUAUUUUCACAAGUUGGAGUGUAUUUGGAUGUUGUUCAUGGUUAGUAAUUUUCAUUUUGAUUCAUAGUAUGCAUAGCCAAGUAAUCCGGGCCAUAUUAGCAUAUAAGCAGGAGCCUAUAAGCGGCGGUAAAGAUGGUGCUGGGCUGUUCAGUCUAUUGCUAUAGCUUUAUUACUUUGCUUGAAUUUCACACUAUUUAUGCAUUAUCCUAUAAUACAACAGUGUGAUUGAGUAACAGUAAGCAGUUCUUUCACUGCUUGUUUACAAGGUCCAAGUUCCUUUAAAAUUGAGACUGUAUACAAUAUUGUACAUUGUCAUGUAGUAACAUUUAUUUAACUCAUUCAAGUUUUUUUUUUUUUUUUUUUUUUUUUUUUUUUUUUAAAAACAAGUGAGUGAUGAGCAAUUAAGACAAGACAGCUCAAAUAUGAUGGAAAAAGAAAACGGCCAAGAAUGGGUUUAAGUUGAAAUUAAGCUUUACCUUGUUAUACUUGUUAUAGUUCAGACUACUGUUACUUAUGGACUGUGUUUACAGACUAUUUGAACAGAUCCAGAGUGCAGGAUAAUGUUUCUGGCUUGGCUCACUUACAGUUAAUGGCUUUCUCUCUCUCAUCCAGAGGCAGCUCUUUUUAUUACACAGCAUCUAUAUUUUGCACUUUAGCAGACUAUUUGGAGCAAUUAAUAUAAUAAACAUUAUUUUACUAUUCAACUGUU
Molecule: messenger RNA, 4266 nt
Organism: Pygocentrus nattereri (red-bellied piranha)
Lineage: Eukaryota; Metazoa; Chordata; Actinopteri; Characiformes; Serrasalmidae
Gene: nhlrc2
Product: NHL repeat containing 2
Exons: 11
Coding region: 19-2181 (720 amino acids)
Molecular function (GO): protein binding
Source: RefSeq, a predicted model, not a curated record